This is a messenger RNA of Grus americana (Whooping crane), 8241 nucleotides long. RefSeq names its product dedicator of cytokinesis 9 (gene DOCK9). Bases 671 to 7114 code for a protein of 2147 amino acids. The record is from RefSeq and is a predicted model, not a curated record. The transcript is spliced from 54 exons. NCBI's taxonomy places the organism in Eukaryota, Metazoa, Chordata, Aves, Gruiformes, Gruidae. Gene Ontology annotation, molecular function: guanyl-nucleotide exchange factor activity. Gene Ontology annotation, biological process: positive regulation of GTPase activity; small GTPase-mediated signal transduction.
CCGCGGCCCUCGGGAGGCGGCAGCUACACCCGCCGCUCCGGCCGCGCUUUACCGCAGACUGCGUUGCUCGGGGCCGGACAGAGCCGCGCUCACCGCAACACUCCGGGCGACCCGGGACAAGCACGGUUCCCCACCCAGGGACCCGCCGCCGCCGCAAUCGGGACGCCGUCUCCACCGACGGCGCCGCUCACCGCAGCCCGCCCCAUUGAGGGCGGGGCCUGCCCGGCAAGGGAGGGAACUUCCGGCUCUUGCCGACCCCGCCCCUCACCUUGGCCUCGGGUCCGCUCUAAGCCAAUGAGGGUGGGGAGUUGCAGCCGAGCAGGUAACCGGGUGCCCAAUCAGAAAGGCGCCGCGGGAACAGGUGGGGGCGGGGCCUCGGCGUGCCGCGCGCGCGGCCCCGCCCCUUUGCCCCGCUCGUAGCCGCGCCAAUCGGCCUCCGCGGCGGCGUCUCGUUCUCCUUCGUCCGGCGGCGCGCGGGUGUGUUUGGAGGUGGGAGGGGCUACCUGCCAGGAGCGGCGCCGGCUGCGGCACCCGCCGGCGGGGCUCGCGCCCUGCCUGCCUCCCGACGGCCGCCUCCCGCCCCCAGCCGCCGCCACCGCGUGAGGGGCCGCCCGGCGGUCGGGCCGUGAGGGCAGCGGGCGGCCCGGGCCGGAGGAGCGCGGAGGCAGCCAUGGCACUGGUGGCUCCGGAGACUCGGAAGUUCACGCGGGCGCUGAGCAAGCCUGGCACGGCGGCCGAGCUGCGGCAGAGCGUCUCCGAGGUGGUGCGCGGCUCCGUCCUGCUGGCAAAACCAAAGCUCAUAGAACCAAUAGACUACGAAAAUGUCAUCGUUCAGAGGAAGACGCAGAUUUUGAAUGAUGCUUUACGUGAGAUGCUACUGUUCCCUUAUGAUGACUUUCAGACAGCAUUAUUGAAACGGCAGAGUCGAUACAUUCGUUCAACAGUUCCUGAAAACGCAGAGAAGGAAGCUCAAAGCUUGUUUGUAACUGAGUGUAUCAAAACCUACAAUUCAGACUGGCAUGUUGUUAACUAUAGAUACGAAGAUUAUUCAGGAGAGUUUCGACAGCUUCCAAAUAAAGGGACAAAAUCGGAGAAGCUUCCAGUUCAUUUAUAUGAAGUGGAUGAAGAAGCUGAUAAAGAUGAGGAUGCAGCAUCCCUUGGGUCUCAGAAGGGUGGAAUAACAAAACAAGGAUGGCUGUACAAGGGCAACAUGAAUAGUGCAAUCAGUGUGACAAUGAGAUCAUUUAAGAGAAGAUUUUUCCACUUAAUCCAACUUGGUGAUGGAUCCUAUAAUCUCAAUUUCUACAAAGAUGAAAAAAUAUCAAAAGAACCUAAAGGAUCAAUAUUUCUAGAUUCAUGCAUGGGAGUGGUUCAGAACAAUAAGGUCAGACGUUUUGCAUUUGAACUCAAGAUGCAAGACAAGAGCAGUUAUCUUUUAGCUGCAGAUAGUGAACUUGAAAUGGAAGAAUGGAUAAACACUCUGAACAAAAUCCUUCAGCUUAACUUUGAGGCUGCAAUGCAAGAAAAAAGAAAUGGAGAGUCUCAUGAAGAUGAUGAACAAAGCAAAAUGGAAAGCUCAUCAAGUAGUUUUGAUAACUACUAUCCUGAAAUUGCCAAGAGUACCAGAGAAGCAGAAAUCAAGUUGAAAAGUGAAAGCAGAGUUAAACUUUUUACCUUGGAUCCAGAUGCACAGAAACUUGACUUUUCUGGUAUUGAACCAGAUGUGAAGCCAUUUGAAGAGAAAUUUGGAAAAAAAAUUCUUGUGAAGUGUAAUGAUUUAUCUUUUAAUUUGCAAAGCUGUGUUGCAGAAAAUGAAGAAGGACCAACGACAAAUGUAGAGCCUUUCUUUGUCACAUUAUCACUAUUUGAUAUUAAAAACAACCGGAAGAUUUCAGCAGAUUUCCAUGUUGAUUUGAACCAUGCCUCAGUAAGGCACAUGAUAUCCAAUGCAUCUCAACAAAUGAUGAAUGGCAGUGGUGAUAGCUUACACAGAAUUCAAGACAUUCAUGAAACUAUGUUACAAUAUCCAAAGCAGGGAAUAUUCUCGGUCACGUGUCCUCAUACUGACAUUUUCCUCGUGGCUAGAAUAGAAAAAGUAUUACAGGGAAGUAUUACACACUGUGCUGAACCGUAUAUGAAAAGUUCAGAUUCUUCAAAGGUUGCACAGAAAGUUUUGAAGAAUGCGAAGCAGGCAUGCCAGAGAUUAGGUCAAUAUAGAAUGCCUUUUGCCUGGGCAGCGAGGACAUUGUUUAAAGAUGCCUCAGGAACCCUGGACAAAAAUGGACGAUUUUCUCCUCUCUUCAGGCAAGACAGUAAUAAACUUUCAAAUGAAGACAUGCUGAAAUUGUUAGCAGAUUUCAGGAAACCUGAAAAGAUGGCCAAACUUCCUGUUAUUUUAGGAAAUCUGGAUGUUACAAUUGAUAAUGUGUCACCAGAUUUUCCAAAUUACGUUAACUCAUCAUACAUUCCCAUGAAACAGUUUGAAAACAGUACCAAGACACUAAUAACGUUUGAAAUAGAGGAAUUUGUUCCUUGUAUACCAAAACACACUCAGCCUUUCACCAUCUACAACAAUCAUCUUUAUGUUUAUCCAAAGCAUUUGAAAUAUGACAGUCAAAAGUCUUUUGCAAAGGCUAGAAAUAUUGCAGUAUGCAUUGAGUUCAAGGAUUCUGAUGAAGAGGAUUCUUUGCCUUUAAAGUGUAUCUAUGGUAGACCAGGUGGACCUGUAUUUACUAGAAGUGCGUUUGCUGCUGUUCUGCAUCACCAUCAAAAUCCAGAGUUUUAUGAUGAGAUUAAAAUAGAAUUGCCCACUCAGUUACAUGAAAAGCACCAUUUGUUGUUCACCUUCUACCAUGUCAGCUGUGAUAAUUCAAGCAAAGGGAGUACAAAGAAGAAAGACGUUGUUGAAACACAAGUGGGGUAUUCUUGGCUUCCCCUAAUAAAAGAUGGAAGAGUGGUGACCAAUGAGCAACACAUCCCAGUGUCAGCAAAUCUUCCCUCAGGCUAUCUUAGUUACCAGGAAGUGGCAGUUGGAAAGCAUUCUGGUCCUGAAAUUAAAUGGGUAGAUGGAGGCAAACAACUGUUGAAGAUAUCCACUCAUCUGGUGUCAACUGUGUAUACGCAGGACCAGCACUUGCACAAUUUUUUUCAGUACUGUCAGAAAACAGAGUCUGGAGCUCGUGCACUAGGAGCGGAUCUUGUAAAAUAUCUCAAGAGCCUUCAUGCUAUGGAAGGCCACGUGAUGAUAGCUUUCCUGCCAACUGUCCUAAACCAGUUGUUUAGAGUUCUCACUAGAGCAACUCAAGAGGAAGUUGCAGUCAAUGUGACAAGGGUUAUUAUCCAUAUCGUUGCUCAGUGUCAUGAAGAAGGCUUGGAUAGCUACCUGAGGUCUUAUGUCAAGUAUGCUUAUAAAGCUGAACCCUAUGUUGCUUCUGAAUAUAAGACAGUACAUGAAGAAUUGGCAAAGUCCAUGACAACAAUUUUAAAGCCAUCUGCUGACUUUCUUACAAGCAACAAACUACUUAAGUAUUCAUGGUUUUUCUUUGAAGUUCUGAUAAAAUCAAUGGCUCAGCAUUUGAUUGAAAACUCUAAAGUGAAGCUGUUGCGAAACCAGAGAUUUUCCGCUUCCUUUCAUCAUGCAGUCGAAACAGUUGUUAAUAUGCUAAUGCCACACAUCACUCAGAAGUACAGAGACAAUCCAGAGGCUUCAAAAAAUGCAAACCAUAGCCUUGCUGCCUUUAUAAAAAGGUGUUUUACUUUUAUGGAUAGAGGCUUUGUUUUCAAGCAAAUCAAUAACUACAUCAGCUGCUUUGCCCCAGGAGAUCCGAAGACUCUUUUUGAAUUCAAAUUUGAAUUUCUCCGUGUAGUCUGUAAUCAUGAGCAUUACAUACCGUUGAAUCUACCAAUGCCCUUUGGAAAAGGCAGAGUUCAGAGAUACCAAGACCUUCACCUGGACUAUUCAUUAACUGAUGAGUUUUGUAAAAAUCACUUCUUAGUGGGACUGCUUCUAAGGGAGGUGGGCAAUGCACUGCAAGAGUUCAGAGACGUGCGGCAGAUUGCUAUUUGUGUGCUCAAGAAUUUGAUGAUAAAGCACUCUUUUGAUGAUAGAUAUGCUUCCAGGAGCCAUCAGGCACGAAUAGCCACUAUGUAUUUGCCACUCUUCGGACUGCUCAUAGAAAAUGUUCAGCGAAUCAAUGUUAAAGAUGUGUCUCCGUUUCCUGUUAACCCUUCCAGCAGUAGCGCAAAGGAUGAUGCACUUACUUUGCCAACUGCAAGUCAGCUAGUAACACCACAAAAAUCAGGAAACACAUUGGAUAACAAUCUUCCUAAAGAUCUAUUUGGUGUUAUCUCUGGCAUUGCUUCCCCAUACACCACAUCAACUCCAAAUAUUAAUAGCGUGAGGAACGCUGACUCAAGAGGCUCUCUUAUAAGUACAGACUCAGGAAGCAGUAUCCCAGAAAGACACAGUGACAAGAGCAAUUCCCUUGACAAGAGAGAGAAGCUUCUCAGAAGGCACUCUGCUCAUGCUAUGCGCCCUAAUGGAGAAGAAGAAGAAAAUUCUCACCCUGCAAAGAAAAACCGUGUUACUAUGGAUUUUUCACUUCUGACAAUUCCAGCUUUACCAGAGAAAAUUUUGCAUGCUGCUUUCUCUCUUCAGUUACAAGAAAACCAACAGAGCAGCACUUUAGGAAGUUCUGUAGUUCGAUAUGACAAACUUGACCAAGCAGAGAUCAAAAGUCUGCUCAUGUGUUUCCUUCAUAUCUUAAGAAGUAUGUCAGAAGAUGCAUUGUUUACAUAUUGGAACAAGGCUACAAAGUCUGAACUCAUGGACUUUUUCACAAUUACAGAAGUAUGCUUACAUCAGUUCCAGUACAUGGGGAAACGAUACAUAGCCAGGAACCAGGAGGGGUUGGGAUCCAUAGUUCAUGAUCGAAAAUCUCAGACAUUGCCUGUUUCCCGUAACAGAACAGGAAUGAUGCAUGCCAGAUUGCAGCAGCUGAGCAGCCUGGAUAACUCUCUCACUUUUAACCACAGCUAUGGGCAUUCAGAUGCAGAUGUUCUUCACCAGUCCUUACUUGAAGCAAAUAUUGCCACUGAAGUUUGCCUUACAAUUCUGGAUACUCUAUCACUAUUCACAAUGGCUUUUAAGAAUCAACUACUGACUGAUCAUGGGCAUAAUCCACUGAUGAAGAAAGUAUUUGAUGUGUACCUCUGCUUCCUUCAGAAGAAUCAGUCUGAAACAGCAUUGAAAAAUGUCUUCAUUGCUUUAAGGGCACUUAUUUUUAAGUUUCCUUCUACAUUUUAUGAAGGUAGAGCUGAUAUGUGUUCUGCACUGUGCUAUGAAAUUCUGAAGUAUUGUAAUUCCAAACUGAGUUCAAUUCGUACUGAAGCUUCACAGUUACUGUACUUCUUAAUGAGGAAUAAUUUUGAUUACACAGGAAAGAAGUCUUUUGUUAGGACACAUCUGCAAGUUAUUAUUUCAGUAAGCCAGCUAAUUGCUGAUGUUGUUGGAAUUGGAGGAACUAGAUUUCAGCAGUCUCUUUCCAUCAUCAAUAAUUGUGCCAAUAAUGACAGAAUUAUAAAGCACACUACAUUCCCUUCUGAUGUUAAGGAUUUAACAAAACGGAUUCGUACAGUACUGAUGGCUACAGCUCAGAUGAAGGAACAUGAAAAUGAUCCAGAAAUGCUUGUAGACCUCCAGUACAGUUUGGCAAAGUCUUAUGCUAGUACACCUGAACUAAGGAAGACAUGGUUAGACAGCAUGGCAAGGAUCCACGUUAAAAAUGGAGAUCUUUCAGAGGCGGCAAUGUGCUAUGUCCAUGUAGCAGCACUGGUUGCAGAAUAUCUCACACGAAAAGGGAUGUUUAGACAAGGUUGUACCGCUUUCAGGGUAAUCACACCUAAUAUAGAUGAAGAGGCUUCAAUGAUGGAGGAUGUUGGUAUGCAAGAUGUUCACUUCAAUGAAGAUGUGCUGAUGGAAUUGUUGGAGCAGUGUGCUGAUGGACUCUGGAAGGCAGAACGCUAUGAACUCAUUGCUGACAUAUAUAAACUUAUAAUUCCUAUUUAUGAAAAACGGAGAGAUUUCGAGAGGCUUGCUCAUUUAUAUGAUACUCUUCAUCGAGCAUACAGUAAAGUAACAGAAGUUAUGCACACAGGCAAGAGACUGCUGGGAACUUAUUUCAGGGUAGCGUUCUUUGGACAGGGAUUCUUUGAGGAUGAAGAUGGAAAGGAAUAUAUCUAUAAAGAGCCUAAACUCACGCCUCUUUCAGAAAUUUCCCAGAGACUCCAAAAACUGUACUCUGACAAAUUUGGAUCUGAAAAUGUCAAAAUGAUUCAGGAUUCUGGCAAAGUAAAUCCUAAGGAUUUAGAUUCAAAAUAUGCAUAUAUUCAAGUUACACAUGUAAUUCCAUACUUUGAAGAAAAAGAGUUGCAAGAAAGAAAAACAGAUUUUGAAAGGACUCAUAACAUUCGUCGUUUUAUGUUUGAGAUGCCUUUUACUCAAGCUGGUAAACGACAAGGAGGAGUAGAAGAACAGUGCAAGAGACGGACUAUUUUGACAGCUAUACAUUGUUUCCCAUAUGUGAAAAAGCGCAUUCCAGUAAUGUACCAGCACCAUACUGACUUAAACCCAAUUGAAGUAGCCAUUGAUGAAAUGAGUAAAAAAGUUGCAGAACUUAGGCAGCUUUGCUCUUCAGCUGAAGUAGAUAUGAUCAAAUUGCAGCUGAAGCUACAAGGAAGUGUCAGUGUUCAGGUUAAUGCUGGUCCAUUAGCAUAUGCAAGAGCUUUCUUAGAUGACACAAACACCAAAAGAUAUCCAGACAAUAAAGUAAAGCUGCUAAAGGAAGUUUUUCGGCAAUUUGUUGAAGCUUGUGGGCAUGCUCUGGGUGUAAAUGAACGACUUAUAAAGGAAGAUCAGUUGGAAUAUCAAGAAGAAAUGAAAGCAAACUACAGAGAAAUGGCAAAAGAGCUUUCUGAAAUAAUGCAUGAGCAAAUUACUCCUGUUGAAGAAAAGACCAGUGUUAUGCCUAAUUCACUACACAUUUUCAACGCCAUAAGUGGAACUCCAACAAGCACAACAGUUCAUGGGAUGCCCAGUUCUUCUUCAGUUGCAUGAUUGUUUUGUAAAGGAAAGUAUGUUCAGUUUUGGUUUUUUUUUUUUUUUUUAAAGUAUGUGGAUUUGCUUCAUUGUGUGCAAACUCAGGAUGAAUUUGAAGCUAAAUGUUGGGCACGUGCAAGCUGCAUAAUUCAUACGAAUGUCUGAGCACACUUAGCAAAUAGCAGUUACUGGUAAUAGUCUUUUAGAGUAAGGGAGGCGCACAUGUAUUUUUUAAUCUUGCUUGUAGCGUUUAAAAGUAUUCACGAUGUCAUUGCAGAAGUGCGUGUUGGAAAACUAUAAAGUUGAAGUUAAUUUCUCUUUUUCAUUAGAAAGUAGUAUUAAAAUGAAUUGCACAUAACAAAAAAGUGUUGUGGGAUGUAAUUUUGCAGAUAUGUAACAUUCAGGUGUUCUUCUUGUGUAUGGCACAUAGAGAUUGAUUCCAAGUACAAGAACUAUUUUGGGGCUAGACAGAGACACUAGUUUUUUGGGCUUAACGGAACUGACAAUAGUAGUUUUUGUACCAUUUGGCAAAUUGUUGUGCAUUAUUUUAUACCUUGUUGCAUUUUGGAGGUAUGUGAGCUUAGAUCUUAUUAAACAACUAAAUACAACCAAAGGUCUGUAUUAAUGAACACUGAGUUAUACUAAAAUAUCAAUAGUAGUAAAUUGUUAUGUACAUAUUGUUUGUUAAUACAGUCCAUACAGUCUGUACAUAAAUGUAUUACAUUUCUAAGCAUUUUUUAAUAUUCAUACCAGCUCUUAUCUUUCUGCUUUCAGUUUAUUGUGAAAAUUUGCUCAUUCCAAGUAUAUGCAGACUUUACAGUUCAUUUAUUCCUGUAUAUACAUAAGUGCAAUAUCAAGAUGUAUACAGUCUUUGCUAUGUUAGGUUUAUAUGCAGUUAUUAAAAGGAAAAAAAAACUUUUUUGCCAAAGCAAUGGAAUAUGUAAUUGGUGAUCAUGGUUACUGUGGUAAAUGGUGGUAUAAUUUAAAGCUUUUUCCAUAUUCUUAUUCUUUUAAGACAUUAAUUUAGUAAUUUUAUAUUUGGGGAAAAUAAAGGUUUUUAAUUUUAUUUAACUGGAAGCACUGUCCUGCUGUAAUUAAACAUUCUGUACUACAUCUAUAUUAAAAGGAAAAAAGUAGUUACUUUU